Messenger RNA from Panonychus citri (citrus red mite), 4534 nucleotides. RefSeq names its product squamous cell carcinoma antigen recognized by T-cells 3-like. Lineage: Eukaryota; Metazoa; Arthropoda; Arachnida; Trombidiformes; Tetranychidae. Gene Ontology annotation, molecular function: RNA binding; protein binding. Gene Ontology annotation, biological process: RNA processing. The record is from RefSeq and is a predicted model, not a curated record.
CUUGAUUCAAUUGUGAAAAAAACGUUAUUUUUUAUAAGAUAAUUGCCAAUUUAAUAAUUUUGACUUUUAAUUUACUAAUUGUUAUCGAUUAACAUUUGCUUUUAUCUCUGAGAAUUGUUUCUUUAGUAGUGAAACUAUUUGGUGUCAAUCGGAAAUCUUUUGUUUCUUGUGUUGUUUUUAUUUUGAAUCUUUGUUGGUCUCAAUCUUAUUGCCUUUGAUUUAUUGAAAAGAGGAGUUGAUUUACUCUUUUUCUUGAUUGGUUAAAUUAAUUGGAUCUACAUCAUCGAUUAAAAUGGACGAAAUGGUUAGUGAUGACGAGGAUUAUAUGGUUGAUAAAGAAAUGAUCGAAAGUAAGAACCAGAGUAGUGAUGGUGAUUCAGAUGAAGAUGAAGAUGAUUCCAGUGGUAAUAAUGGAGAUGGCGAUGAAGAUGAAGAUGAAGAUGAUGAUGAUGAUGCUGAUGAUGAUUUAGAAAGAUUAAAAGAAGUCAAAUUGAUCCAAGAUCAUCUUCUGGAUAAUCCAUAUGAUUAUGAUCAACAUGUAAAACUAAUCGAGAUCUCUGGUCAACUGGGAGAUUUAACGUUACUUAGAAAGGCUCGAGAAAACAUGGCUUCCAAGUUCCCGCUAACACCUUCACUAUGGAUUGACUGGAUUCGUUUGGAAAAAGAUUACGUUGAAACAGAAGAGGAUAAAAUCGCCAUAAUUGGUUUAUUCGAACGAGCUCUUAAAGAUUAUGUCUCAGCUCAACUGUGGCUUGAGUACAUUUAUUUUGUUGUAAUGAUUCCAGGUGAAGAAUCCAAUGUGAAAAGAGUUCGUGAUAUUUGCGAACGAGCAAUAGCUUCGGUUGGGUUACAUGUUGUCGAUGGAGCAUCAGUUUGGAUUGCUUAUAGAACCUUUGAAUCAGGAAUAAUUGAAUUCAUCGAUUCCAAAGAGGUAGAAAGUCAGUACAAAAGGAUUUUCGAAUUGUUUAAGCGACAAUUGUCCAUUCCCUUUAUUGAUAUGGAAGACACUUUACAAGAAUUUCAUGUUUGGUAUGAAAAAGCAUCAACACAAUGUCCCGGUUUAGAUGUUGAUCCUAAAUCUAUCAAUUAUGGAUACGAACAAGCUCAUUCUCUCUUAAAAAAGUUGAAUACCUUUGAACAAGAAUUAACCAAUUCUGAGCCUCCUCAUUACAACGAAUAUAUGAAAUAUAUUGAAUAUGAAGAAACCAAUGGAACCCCUGCUCGUGUACAAUGUAUAUAUGAAAGAGCUUUACUUGAAAACUGCCUACAACCCGAACUUUGGAUAAAAUAUACUAAAUAUUAUGACACUAAAAUCCAAGAUCUGUCUCAGGUUACACUUAUUCACGAAAGAGCUGUUCGAAAUUGCCUUUGGACAGUUGGUAUAUGGACAAAUUAUCUUCGUUCACUAGAGAGGAAUCGUGCUGACCAUGAAAUUGUUCUAGCCGUUUUCGAAAGGUCCAUUCAGAUUACUUUUCAAUCUGGUAAAGAUUAUCUUGAACUUUGGUUAACCUAUUUAGAUUAUUUGAGACGACGUACCGAUUGGAAUGAUGAGACUCAAGUUACACAAUUGAGGAAAAAUUUUACCACCGCGAUUGAACCUAGUAGUUUCGAAGAUGGUGAUGAUUCGUGUACCAUUCCUCUUUAUAUGGCGACGAUCGAAGCAAAGUAUAUAAAAAAUAUUGAUGAAGCUCGACGAAUUUGGAAAGAAUUGUUACAAACUCGAAAAGAUUUAACUACAAAUGUGACAACUUGGAUCGAGUAUAUAAACUUUGAAAAGCUUUACGGUGACAAUGAGAGUGUCAAAAAAGCUCUGAUCAAAGGAUUAAAUUCUAAUGUUGAAUAUCCGGAAACUAUCGGCGGAUUAUUGAUAAAAUACACUCGUGAAGAAAGCAAAUCAAUCACUGAAGUCGAUGAAGUAACCAAAAUCUAUGAGAAAACAAUGGCCAGAGUGACAAUUAAACGGGAAGAAAGUUUGAAAAAGAAGCAAGAAGAAAAAGCCGCCAAAUCAAAAUCAAAAACGAGCGAUGGAAAAAGAAAAAGACCCGCUGAACAAAACGAAGAUGAACUAUUUAAAGUACCCGAUCAACCUCCAAGUAAAUUGAAUAAAUUGAGCGAUGAAUCUAAAGGUAAACACCGAAUGUCGGCAAACGCUGUGAAAGAUGAGAAAAUAUUAGCAGAAAUGGAAAGACAAUCAACUUACAAAGAGAAAGGUGAAGAUAAAAAGUUGAACACAAUUGUAGUCAAGAAUUUGAAAUACUCCAUUCAGGAGGAUAAGUUACGUGAAAUUUUCUCCCAAUUUGGUGAAAUUGUCGACAUCCGUUUGGUUCGAAAUUACAAAGGUCUAUCAGCUGGCUAUGGAUUCAUUGAAUUCUCUCGAAUUUCAUCAGUAAAAGAAGCUCUGAAAAACGAUAGAAUGCUAAUCGAGGAUCGGCCCUGUUUCAUUGAUGAAAUGGGUAAAAAGAAUGUACCACAAUUUAGUAACUGCCGGGAAAAUAAUAAAUUGUUCGUUAACAAUUUAGAUAAACAAGUUACACAAGAUCAACUAUCAACUAUAUUUGGUCUUUAUGGUAAUAUUAAAGAUAUUCGCAUUGGAACUGCUAAAAACGGUAAACCCAAAGGAUAUGCUUACAUUGAAUAUCAAAAUGAAAGAGAUGCCAAAGAAGCACUUAAAGAAAAUGGAAAAGUGAUCAACGAUAGACCAAUUAAAGUUCAAAUCAGUGAUCCACCCGUUAAAGGUACUAAACAAGAUACUCGAUUUCUUGGCUCUGGACUAAUUCAAACACCAACAUCAACGAUCUCAGCUAAACGUCGUAUCGAUAUUCCUACUUCGAUGGUUCCACCAUCAGUUCGGCGGAAAAUGAUUGCUGAUCAACAGAAACCAUCCACAUCUUCAUCAUCAGUCACCUAAUGGUCAAGAUGAGAUGGUCACUUAAUUUUCAAUUCUGCAAAAUAUCAACUGUAAAUUAUUUCUCAUUCUUGUCUUUCAUCUGAAACUCUUUUCGUAAUAAGAUGAUGAGAUUUAUAUUCAGAAUUUGAAAGAAAGCUCAAGAUAAUUGAUCUAUUGUGAAAAAAUUUCCAACUUAAUUACAUCUAAAAAAUGAUAAAUUAUUUUUUGAUUGUAUCAACAAGUAAUUAAAAGUAUCGAUCAGUUGAAUCAAAGUUUUAUUUAUAAAGAAAAGUGGUAAAAAACACCGACUCGUUUAAUUUCAUUAUCUUGUUAAUUAACUGAAUUAAGCGAAUGACAGUUAAAUCUUUACCUUUACAAUUUACGAUAAAAUUAAGCCUAAAGACAGAAUGUCCAAGAAAUUUAACUAGACAAAGGAACAGUAUUGAAGAUGAUUUAGUUGAAAUGAAUCAAUUAGCUGAUUAAUUGAUUGUUAUUUGGAUUUUUUUUCAAAUUAUUAUAUUUUCUAGUUCUAUGGUCAAUUAGUGAUUGAAUGUUGUUUUAAUUUCCUUGUGUGUUAAACAAUACCCGAUGAAAUUGAUUGUAAAUCAAAGUUAACCGUCAAUUUGCUGAAAUAAAUCACAAUUAAAUGAGUAAUUUAUUGAUUGGUUGACAUUAAAUUUCAUAUUCUAGCAAUUGAAUGAUAAUCUACAUGGAAAACAUCAUUUGAUUUACUUUAGUGACUCAAGUAUAACGUUUUGCUUGAUAUUCAACAUUAAUUCAAAGUUAUUUACUAGUGAUCAAGAUAGAGAGUGGAAAUGUAUCUCAGUCGAUUUAGUUUCAUUUUAAUUAUAUCGAUGUUCACAAUUAGUGUUAAUUGUGAAAAAUCUCGGAUUUUAAUUGAAAACGCAGAAAAGGCUGUGGAUAAUCUUGAUCGAUCGGGUCGAGGAGUUUUGGCCGGAAACGAAGCGGAGACUCUUUUCACGAUGGUAGAAGAUUUUUACUCUGAAUUCAAGGAACUCAUCAUGAAAUUCACGAACAGUUUUGGUGAGACAUACAAGUUACCAGGAGAUGUAAUGAACUUAAUCCUCAGCCUUGUCCAUCCUUUGGGCUAUUCACCUGAAUACGAUUCAGAGAUCGGUAGUUUCACCGAAAAAUAUGAGGCACAACAUGGAUCAAGGAUUCGACCCUCACCAUCUUCUCAUGGACCUUCGAGACCCCAUUAUCCAAACUCUCGGUUGUUUUAAAGUUCUAAUAAAAAACAAUCCAAACAAUUAAGACGAAAAAAGGAAAAAAGUUUCAACCACAAUUAUUGAGACGAAUGAGCCAAUUAUUAAAUCUAUUGUUCUACAGAGAGUUAGCGCUAAAAGAAUAGACUUGUUUUCAAAAAAAACUUUCGAAUGGAGAAGUUCGUUCAGGCCUAAGUUCAAAUUCUAUUCGGCAACAACGAGACUUUUUUCUGCAUCAACAGUAAGAAUGUCUCACAAAACCUUUUAUAACUUUGGCUUCUCAGUUAACGGAAUUUCGACAAUAAUUUUACCUCGAACUCUCUGUCCGAAAGUAAUUGUAAAACGAACCUAUUUUCUAGCGCUAUCAACCUGUAUAUAACCACUAAAGAAAAAAUUAAAAAUAUGAUGAGUUGAAUUUAGA